Messenger RNA from Cinclus cinclus, 9624 nucleotides. RefSeq names its product microtubule associated protein 1A (gene MAP1A). The record is from RefSeq and is a predicted model, not a curated record. NCBI's taxonomy places the organism in Eukaryota, Metazoa, Chordata, Aves, Passeriformes, Cinclidae. Gene Ontology annotation, molecular function: microtubule binding; actin binding. Gene Ontology annotation, biological process: regulation of microtubule depolymerization; dendrite development; microtubule cytoskeleton organization. Gene Ontology annotation, cellular component: synapse; microtubule; cytosol. The transcript has 7 exons. The coding region runs from base 1 to 9624 and encodes 3207 amino acids.
AUGGAGACGGCGGUUGGGCCUGUCGCCAUGGACACGGCGGCGCCGCCGGGCGGUCGGCGGCACGCGCUGCUCGCCGUGAUCGGGGAGAUCGGGACGGAGCCGGAGCGGGGCGCGCUGCGCGGAGCCCUGGAGCGCGGAAUUCGUUCCUGGAACAUUAAUACUCUUUACUGUGAUCUGAAUCAUCAACUGCGGCUCUUUGUAACCCGACAUCUGGCUCAGUUUUCUUCUGAAGUCCAAGGCCAAAGAACUCUCCAUCACCGGAGUGACACCCUGGAUACAGUGAUUCUGGUAAAUCCUAAUGUGGACAGCAUCGUGUCUGAGGUCCGCUCACUCGUGUGUGAUUCAUCAGCCCACAAACUACUGAUCCUCUGUGGUCAGAGCUCAGACCAGGAAGGAGACUUGGUCCUGCAGACGGGGACCUUCACUUACCAGAAGUUUGCCGAGAUACUUUCAGACCCGGAGGUCACCCAGAUUCUCAGCAACUCUGAUUCAGAUAUCAAGGCCUCUCUUACUGUGUCGUGCCUGGGAGAAGGAGCCUGGAGCAACCUUGGGCAUCCUCAAUUUCAGGACAUUAUUAAUCUGAAACUGAAUCCAGAUCCAGUUCUGCCGGAAAUGGAUGGGGUGUCUGAAUUUGCAGAAUAUGUCUCUGAGACAGUUGACGUGCCAUCUCCAUUUGAUCUCCUGGAGCCACCCACCUCAGGGGGUUUUCUGAAGCUUUCUAAGCCCUGCUGCUACAUAUUCCCUGGGGGAAGAGGUGAUUCUGCUCUCUUUGCUGUCAAUGGGUUUAACAUCCUUGUGGAUGGUGGCUCUGAGAGGAAAUCCUGCUUCUGGAAGCUGGUAAGGCACCUGGAUAGGAUUGACUCAAUCCUGCUCACCCACAUUGGUGCUGACAACCUGCCUGGCAUCAAUGGGCUGCUGCAGAGAAAAGUUGCUGAGCAAGAGGAGGAACAAUCCCAGGGCUCUACCAACUAUAGUGACUGGAUGAAGAACCUAAUUUCUCCUGAGCUAGGGGUGGUUUUUUUUAAUGUUCCUGAAAAGCUGAAGAUGCCUGAAGCCUCCAUGAAAGUAAAGAGGAGCAUCGAAGAAGCGUGCAUGACGCUGCAGUAUCUUAACAGACUGGGCAUUAAAUCAGAGCCUCUCUACAGGGUGGUGAGCAGCACCAUUGAGCCCAUCACACUCUUCCACAAAAUGGGAGUGGGUAAGCUGGACAUGUAUAUACUGAACCCUGUCAAAGACAGUAAAGAAAUGCAGUUUCUAAUGCAGAAAUGGGCUGGCAAUAGUAAAGCAAAGACUGGCAUCAUUCUUGCAAGUGGGAAAGAAGGUGAAAUUUCUGUUCCCUAUCUCACAUCUAUCACAGCCCUAGUGGUAUGGCUACCAGCCAGCCCAACAGAGAAAAUUGUAAGGGUUUUGUUUCCUGGAAAUGCUCCUCAAAAUAAAAUACUGGAAGGUCUUGAGAAACUCAAGCACCUGGAUUUUCUGAGGUACCCAGUGGCCACUCAGAAAGAUAUCACUUCUGGAAUACCUCCACCUGUGCUGAAGCAGACCAAAAUUAAACAAAGAACUGACAGUAAAGAGAGUCUUAAGUCUUCCCCCAAGCCAUCUGUGACAAAGCAAGUCAAGAAGGAAGAAGCAGUUGAGGAGGGGAUUAAGGAGGUAAAACCAGAAGUUGUAAAGGAUGCUAAAAUUGAGAAAAAGGUUAAAGAACACACAGAGAAAGUUCCUGAGAAACCUGUUAAACAUGAAAAGAUAAAGACAGAAACAAGUGAUGCUCUCAAAGCUGAGAAAAGAAAAUUGACAAAAGACAAGGUUGGAAAAAAGCAUCUCAAAGAGAAAGUAUCCAAAUUAGAGGAGAAGAAAGACAAAGAAAAGAAAGAUAUUAAGAAGGAGAAAAAGGACUUAAAAAAAGAUGAUGGAAAGAAAGAGGAGAAAAAAGAUUCAAAGAAAGAUGAUAAAAAGAAAGAAAACAAACCAGAGCUCAAAAAAAUUUCUAAACCAGACUUGAAACCAUUUACGCCAGAAGUAAGAAAAACAUUGUACAAGGCAAAACUUCCAGGCAGACUCAAAACUGAAAAGAUCAAAGUAAAACCUGAAAAAGAACCUGAAAAGGUACCUGCUGACCUCAAGACAUUACCAAUGGAGAAGGCACCUGUACAAGUGGACCCAGGAGAGACAUCCAUAGUGGAACAGAGGUUAGUCCUGUCUUCACCAGAAGAUCUUACAAAGGACUUUGAGGAACUGAAGCAUGAGGAGAGAGGGGCCUUGCAGGUGACUCAAGAACUGUCUGAUAUGGAGGCCAGUGACAAGAUUAUGAGAGCACCUAAAGCAGAUAUAAAAGACUCUGUUGAUAUGACUGGUCAGAGUAACCUUGAAGUGGAUCUGAUUUUAAAAAGAAGGACCCCUGAUCAGGGAGUAACUACUACUGAUAUGGGAAAAGAAUCAUCAGCAGAGGAAAUGGCAGUCCAUCAGUGGGAGCUGAGGAGAGGUCCUGCUGAAGAAAUAGAGGAUGGAAGAAAAACAUUACAUGAAAACCAUGAUAUAAGAUACUGGGAGGGAAAAGCUGAGCAGGGCAAGGACAUUCAGGUGUUUCCUGAGAAGGAACACCUGCUAUCACAUACAGACCUCUUGGCAAAGGGUGCUCGGCCACCAGUGUUCAGAGAGGAAGAAAAGGAGGAAGAGGAGAAAAUCUCUUUGGACAGAAAACAAAGGGAAGCAGAAACUUGUGAAAAGUAUAUUGAGGGGACAGACACACAGGAAGAGAAUGAGAAGGAAAAGAGAGAAGAUGUGAUAGAAAAGGCAGAACUGGAAGAAAAGGAAGAACAGCACAUGAAAGCAGGGGAGAAAGUAGAGAAGAAUAGAGAAUUCCGUGGGCUGAAACAGGAUGAUGGGGAGGACAAGCUGUUUACCAUUACAGAGAAAGAAAGAGAAUUUAGUUUCAUGGAUGAGAAAACCAAGUUACUUGGAAAAGACAUAACAAAGGAAGAGUCAUAUCUGAGCAGCCUGCAAGUCCCACCAGGAGCAACAGCAGAACAUGUCUCCUAUAUCCAAGAUGAAACUAUCCCCGGCUACUCAGAAACAGAGCAGACCAUUUCUGAUGAAGAAAUACAUGAUGAACAGGAAGAGAGGAUCCCACACCUGAAGUAUGAUGUCAAUGCCUAUAACAUUUCUGUUCCUGAUCAUCCGGGCUCUUUUGAAGCAGUACAUGGAAUACAGGCCAUACCUCCUGCCGAACUUUCAGCCAAGGGCUAUGCUGGGCAGGAGUCUGAAAUCCUGGCAUAUCCUACAAACAUUGUGGCAGCACCUCUAGCUGAGGAGGAACACAUAUCUUCUGCUACUUCCAUUACUGAAUGUGACAAGCUUUCAUCUUUUGCAACGUCAGUAGCAGAGGAUCAAUCUGUUGCAUCCAUUACAGCACCACAAACAGAAGAGACUGGGAAAAGCUCUUUACUUCUGGACACAGGAAACAGUAUGCCCUCCUCUAGGACUGAAGCGACCCAAGGUCUUGACUAUGUUCCCUCUGCUGGCACAAUUUCUCCCACAUCAUCCUUGGAGGAAGACAAAUGUUUUAAAUCUCCACCCCCUGAAGAUUUCCAUGCAUUAUCAGAAGGAGAGAGGAAACUGGAAACUCAAAAAAAGGACCUUCAGGAGGAGGUAGAAGAUGAAGAAGAUGAAGAAGAUGAAGAAGAUGGGACUCCAAAUAUUGAGAUGCCUGAGAAACUCAGAGGGCAUUACAAUGCCCCCGUGUUUGCUUCUCAAGGAUGCCCUGAUAACGUGAUAAUCAGUGUUCCCACACAGGUAAUGCCUUUAUCCACUGAAGAAGCACCAUUUUCCCAGGCUGACUCUGCAGAGGCUGAAGAACGGUGCAUGAGUCCUGAUGACAGCACAGUCAAAAUGGCCUCUCCCACUCCAUCUGGCCCCACCAGUGCAGGGCACACACCCUUCCACCAGUCUCCAGUGGAGGAAAAGCUGGAAACAGUAGAUUCAGAUCUAUUUGAAAGACAAACAGAUGUUGCUGCCAAGAAACUGGAAGGCCAAACCUCUGUUACAGUGAAGGGAGCCAAGGGUGAACCUCUCAGAGAAGAUGAGGCAUCUCUGGCUAAAUCCAGACAUGAAAGAGAAGAGCCUGGACCCGUGCAGCAUGAACUAGUUUUGAGCAGUGAUGUUCCAGUGUCUCCUGAGGAGGAGGUGCAGGAAGAACCCGUGAGGACGGAGGAGCUGCCCUGGCUCUCUUACCACAAGCAGGACACGGUGGUGAUGGGGGAGGACAAGGAGCAUCCCAGCACAAAACCAGAAAAAGAGCGAGGAACUAAAACCAUGACAGAAAGUUUAAUGGGAUUUCCAGAACACUUGUCCUUUGAGCCAUUUGCAACUACAGGAACUUCUCUAGGAAAUGUGGAUCUUCCACAGUUCACAAGCCAAAGCAAAUCUAAAAAUGAGAAAUCUUUGCAAUUUUCACCAGAUGGCAUCAAAUCACCUUCUUUUACAGAAGAAAGGAUUGGUAAAGAAAAAUCCUCAGAUAUUUCUAUGAGAGUUACUACUGAAGAAGGAAAGCUGCUACAUUUCACAGGGGACACCUCAGAAGAGAAAUCUUCUCAUGUUUCCAUUGAAGAUAUUUCCCCAGAAGAGGCCAAAUCCAUUUCUCUCACUGAGAGUUCCAGCAGGAAAAUCUCUUCAGAUGUUUUUAUUAAAGGAAUUUAUCCAGAAGGCAUCAAAGAUACUAGUUUCACAGAAGAGAUAACUGCAAAAGAAAAAACUAUGUCCAACUGCACUGACAAAUUCUCUUCAGAAGCUGUGAAAUCCAUGGGUUUCACAGACCAGAGCCCAGCUACAUAUGAAAAACCACUGGAAAUUUCUGCCAAAGAUCUGAAAGAAGCAGCAAAAUCUUUCCCUUGCCCAGAAAGUAGUUCAGUUAAAGACACGUCACCCAGAGAUUCUUCAACUGAAGAAAUAUCUCCAGAUGACAGCAGUUUAUUUUCUGCAUCAGAAAAGGGCCUGUUGAGGGGAAGAAAUGCAGGCUUGGACUCUCAGGAACCAUGCCCAGAUGCAAAGGGCUUACAUUUUACAAAAUCUAGCCCAAGUGAAGAUAAAACAUCUUCACCCAUUUCUACUGAAGGCAUGAAAUCUUGCAGGUUCAAGGAAGCUCAAGAAGAAAAAUCUCAAGAAAUGGAAAAGUUUUGCAUUAAAGAUUUAAGUUAUGAGAAAAAAGUGUGGUUUCCAGAAGAGGUAGAAGAGGUCCCUGUUCAGGGAAGGCGACAGAGAUAUGACAAAGAGAGGGAAAGUACAUUCUUGGAUGAGGUACCAGAAUUUGAAACAAAAUCUCUUCCAAAAAUGGGAACGGAGGAGAACAUGUCUCCUGCAGUGCCUGGCAGCUACACCUGGAGAGAAGCAGAAAGGGAAGCAUGGGGUUCUGCCUUUGGGUAUCUUCAGGAAGGGAAAGACAGUGGGAGAGGAGGACAAUUACCCAAUAAGGAGGAUGAGGAGCUCCAUGCUGAAGACAAACCCAUCCUGCUGCAAGCAGAAACUGAGUGUUUGAAGAUGGAGUCAUUUGAUUACAAAGAAGACACACAGAAGGGUGCCAAACCUACACCAGAAACAAAGAAAGUGGAUGUGAUUCCUACUGACAUCACUGUCCCAGAAAGAACACAAAGGGAAGGUUCUCCUCUGUCUCCUCAGUAUGUCCCUGGUGAGGAAAAUCAGGCCAAAGCUUUUACUGAAAACAAAAAAAGGCAAGAAUUGUUGUUGACCUCUAAACAAGAUUGCCCCUGCUUAGAUGAUGAGAAGAAAGCUGUCCUAGAUAUCUAUGCAAAGUCACUAGACCAAGUUCUGACAACAUCUCCCCUGUCUGCAGUGGGAAAGGAGAUUGAGGUACCACCAGGAGCAGAGAGGCCCUGCAAGUUAGAUCAGAGCAAGCCACUUUUGUGGGAGGAUGUCCCAUCGAAGACAGCUGAGAAGAAAUCAGACAUCAGUGAUUUGUAUCAGGAAAUAGAUUGCAAAUACAAGUCAGAUAGCAGGCAAGAGGAUGACUGCAAAUCCACUGAGGGUCUGUAUGACUCUACAGGAAGAAAAGAGCAGACAUCUGCUCUGUUGCAAUCUACGAGAGCAGCAGAAUAUAUUGCAGAGCCCACAGAAGGGACUGCUGAGCUGCCAGGGCAGUGUGCACAUUCCCCUUCAGGACAAGGCCCAUGUCAAAAAAGCAGUGAUGCUGUGGGCUGUGCUGGGGCUGUGGGUGCUACCAUCCGAGAAGUGUAUCAUCCAGAGACCCAUUCCAGGAGUUCCCCUGAGCCUUAUUCCUAUGAGGAAGGGAGAGAUGAUGACAGUUCCACAAGACAAGAGCCAGAAGAAAGAGAACCAACUCCCUACCCAGAUGAAAGAAGUUUCAAGUACGCUGACAUCUAUGAGAAGAUAAUUGUGUCUGGAGUGGGACCCUCCCCCUUCACAGCCAUGGGUGCACACAGCCCAGGUCAUACUGACAAGGUGCCAGUGACAGCACUGAACUCUCAAAAUAGUCAAAAUUUUCAUGUGUCUGCAAAGGAAGAAGAGUCCUGCCUUUAUACCUCUGCUGAGAAGGAACUGUCAUCUCCAGCAUCCCCUAAGGAUAAAGCAAAUUCAGUCUUUGAAUAUAGAGACAUUCAUGAAAGAUAUUUGCCCUUGUCUGAAACAGGGAAGCCUAGGACAUUGGAAGGACAAGAAAAACUGAAUAUGUCUUCUUCUUUGCCAGGAGAACUGGACACUGCACUGCACCCAUCAUCUGCGAGUGCAGCAUUUGCCUCUCCCACCAUCACAACAGACAGAUUUUAUCAAGGAAAAUCAUCCACCUAUAUUGAUGCUGGUUGUCCAGAUGAGAACAUAAUUUUGUCUAGCCAAAAGCUGGUAUCUUUGUCCCUGAAAUCUGAAAUCCCAAAUCCCAAAGAUACAUACUAUGAGAAAGCAGGUCAAGGAGAAGAAAGUGCAAGUGACUCAGAGAUAGAAAAAGGUGCUAAGGAGAAGUCUGAAAAAGAGUCUAAACUGCACAGCCCUGCUGAGGCUGCAGGCACCAUCUGUGCACCUAUCUCAACUAUCAGCAAGUUCCCUGUCUCAGACCCCUUCCUGCAGAGCAAAUGUCAGGAGCCCCUCUCACCCAGCUCCACUGCCUCUUCUCCCUCUGGUCCAUGCUGGCAAGAGGAAUAUGAAAGUAGGACAGCUGCAUCAGCUGCUGUUGUGGAAACAUAUGUUGCUGGUUACAGUGACAUGUCAGACAGGGACAGAGAUGAGCAAACUUCGGAAAUGUGCCAUGAUUCUUUACAAAAGAGAGAAGUUGCUGAAAAAUCCACAAAGGAAUCCCAUUUCUGGGUAGCAGAUUAUCCAAGUGCAGCAGUGGCCUCCAAGUGCCAAGAGCAAGCCGUAUACCUGAAAUCUGCUUCCAGCAAACAAACAGGGGUAUACGAACAAGGCCCGAGGGUGGAGAGCAGAGGGAUGGAUAGCUCUUCUGGAUUUGAGAGUUCCCUGCUAGGAAAGAGCGAAACAGCCAAUGCAUUCCGACAUAAGCAAACCUCAGCAAGCCCUUUAGGGGAUAUUUCUCUUUCUUUAGAGUCUCCUUGUGCUUUGCUUUCAGACCAGGGAAACAAAGAUGAGUAUUUAGAGGUUUCUGAGAAAAUCAGCAGCCUUGAUUCAUCUUUGCCUAAAUUCUCACCACUGAGUCCAUAUGAAGAAGACAAGGUGUACUCCAAAGGUGUGGAGAAAGAGUCUGUGACCCAGCAGCAGCUGAAAGAUGACUCUUCCAGCCUGUCGGAGGAACCUUCAUCUGAAGCCACCACUCCUGUGAUACUGACUACAGCAGAAAGUUUCUAUUCCCAUAUGCUUUCCACAUACACAGGUGGAGGAGUGGAAGCAGGUACUGGGAGUGCUUGGGAUGUGUCUCCACAGGUUCCAGAUAAUGCUGUGAAAAUACAUACAGCUGAAACCAAAGACAUUGUCUUUGCUGAAGAACAUGGGUCUCCAUUUCCCUGUGGCAUGGGUGACCACACCUUGCCAUGCAGAAAAGAAUGCCAGAGCUCAGAGCCCACACCAUUUUCUGCAGAGCAAGAGCAGCAGCACUGUGAUAGCAGCCCAGAGCAGAAGGCAGCAUUUGCAGAACAGCCAUUGCCACUGACAUCUCUCCCUCAUAUGUUGACAUCAUUUUCUCAUUGUCAGCACGAAGAUGAAACCACAGCCAAUGGUCCAACAGAGGUGAGCACCAGUCUGCCAGCUUUCCAAAGCACAUACCAUGCAACAGAGGCAAAAGAUGAAAAAAGAUGUCCUGAUUCUGACAGCAGUUUUUCUCCAUGUGCAGGCAAAGAGGAAACAGAGAGGCAAAUCCGUCCUUCUUCUCUGAUGUCCCCUGAAAACAGUUUCCAGACAUUUUUCCCAGAUGUGCAGCGGGGUGAAAAAACAGAGGACUGUGGAGAUGCUUCUCAUGACCUGGAGACCCAUUUAGUAGGCAGUUCUGAUUAUGGACAGAAAUUUUCCUCAUGUGAAUACAAGCAGAGAAAGGGAGAACUCUCUCCCUCAUUCAUCAACCCGAGCCCCCAUGAGCUCUCUGAAGACAGCGACCUCUCACAGGAGGAGGGUCACCCUUCAGUGCAGGGGAGACCACCCCACACUGGGAGCAGUCCCAUGCAAAGUGCCACAGUGGAGGAAACCCCUCCAACAUCAGUGAGUGAUUCUGGAACCUCCCAGUCAGACUCCGAUGUCCCGCCUGAGACUGAAGAAUGUCCAUCCAUCACAGCAGAUGCCAACAUGGACUCAGAUGAAGAUGCUGAUUUCCUCCCAGUGGACAAAGCUGUGGGGAAUGUUCAUCAUGCCAGUUCUAGGUCCAGCCACGAUCCUCAGCCUGUUCCAAUGGUAGAUCCCCAUCCCCACUCUCCUCACCCUGAUGUCUGCAUGGUAGAUCCUGAUAUAUUGUUAAAUGAGCAAAGCAUGAGCAGAACUGAUAAAAUUUCCAAGAAAGACAUAAAAGAAAAGAACAAAGGUGUGAGGAAGCCUUUAGGCAAACCCAAAUCUUCCUCACCUGUCCGGAAAUUAGAUGUAAAAGGAAAAAGAUCACCCACUCCUGUGAAACAGUCAUCAGACAAAUCUCCAAAAUCUGUCACUGCCAAAAAAGAAAGAGAUGGAGGAGAAAAGCCCAAACUACGUAGUGUGCUGAUGCCAGAGGAUGAGUUAUCCCGGAGUAGUCACAGCAACCCUGGCAAGAGCCUUGUUAAUGGCAUCAAAACAAAUCCUGCUUCCAAUAGUCCUAAGAGCAGUUUGUCUGUGCCUAUGGGUCCACCCGUCUAUGUGGACUUGGCCUACAUCCCCAACCACUGCAGUGGGAAGAACACAGAUCCAGAGUUCUUCAAGAAGGUUCGAGCAUCUUAUUAUGUUGUGAGUGGGAAUGAUGCAGCCAAUGGAGAGCCAAGCCGUGCAGUGUUGGAUGCACUUCUGGAAGGGAAGUCUCAGUGGGGAGAGAACCUGCAGGUGACAUUGAUCCCAACACAUGAUACUGAGGUAACACGAGAAUGGUAUCAACAGACCCAUGAAAAACAGCAGGAGCUAAACAUCAUGGUACUGGCAAGCAGCAGCACUGUUGUGAUGCAGGAUGAAUCCUUUCCAGCCUGUAAGAUUGAAUUCUAA